Messenger RNA from Aspergillus steynii IBT 23096, 1683 nucleotides. RefSeq names its product DUF1593-domain-containing protein. Gene Ontology annotation, molecular function: hydrolase activity, hydrolyzing N-glycosyl compounds. The transcript is spliced from 3 exons. The coding region runs from base 43 to 1569 and encodes 508 amino acids. Lineage: Eukaryota; Fungi; Ascomycota; Eurotiomycetes; Eurotiales; Aspergillaceae. The record is from RefSeq and is a predicted model, not a curated record.
GAGAACGCGACAAUAUUGCGAGCAGACUCCAUUUCACCGAUCAUGACGACCCCUUCCACCCACCGCGAGCUCCAGACCUUUCCCACGAAGCCUCGCGUGUUCAUCCUGAGCGAUAUCUCAAACGAGCCAGACGAUGCGGAAUCGCUCGUGCGAUACCUGCUCUACGCCAACCAGUUCCGGACCGAAGGCCUGGUGGCCUGCACAUCGAACUGGAUGAAAACGAAGGUCUGUCCGCAAGACAUGCACAAGAUCGUCGACGCCUAUGAAAAGGUCGAGCAGAAUCUCAACGCGCACGCACAUCCAGAUCAUCCGUAUCCCACAGCUCAGUUUCUGCGGUCGCUGAUCAAAAAGGGCCCUGAGUUAACAACCCCGGAAAAGACAUACGGCAUGUCCGCGGUCGGCGACGACAUCGCUCUCAGCGAAGGCGCGGAGUUACUUCUCGAGCGCAUAGAGGACCCCUCCGACCAGCCAUUGUGGAUCCUCUGCUGGGGCGGGACGAACGUGCUGGCGUCAGUUCUGCUGAGAAUCCAGAACACCCGCUCCGCUGGCGACGCCGCACGGUUGCGAUCGAAGCUCCGCAUCUACACGAUCUCGGACCAGGACGACACAGGCGUGUGGAUCCGCCACCGAUACCCUGAGCUCUUCUAUAUUUGCUCUGUCCACGCAUGGUGCCAGUACGGUCUGGCCGCGUGGUCUGGCAUCUCCGGCGAGCGCUGGUACGGCUUUGACCACGGCGGCCCGGACCCGUGUAAAGUCAGCAAGGAGUGGAUCCGUGAGAAUAUUCAGAUCGGGCCCCUCGCAUCGGCAUAUCCAGACUUCAUGUUCAUCCCGGAAGGCGACACCCCGACUUUUCUGUAUAUCAUUCAGAACGGACUCGGGGUCCCCGAGCAUCCCGAGUACGGGUCCUGGGGCGGACGGUACGGUCUGACGGAUGUGAGCGGCAAGGGAGUCGUCAGUGGACAUUUUAGCGAUUGCGCGGACGAAGUGAUCGGGCAUGAUGGACGGAGACAUAAGUCGAACCAGGCGACGGUCUGGCGGUGGCGGGAUGCGUUUCAGAAUGACUUCGCGGCGCGCAUGCAGUGGACGCUUUCUCGUAACCUGGACGCUGCGAACCACCAUCCUGUUGUGGAUGUUAAUGGUAGCACAGGGACAGAGCCGCUUCUAUUCGAGCUGGAAGCUGGCUCCACGCUUCGACUCGAUGCGUCUGCGACGUAUGACCCGGAUCCAGGCGAUGUGUUGACCUUCAGGUGGUACCAAUACGUCGAUCCCAGUGCGACGCAGUGGUCGCCUGAACAUGAGGUUGGGAGUCUCGAUAUCCGGACGCUUGAUUCUACUGGUAGUAUCGUCGAGGUGAAGCUGCCUCCGCCAGAGAAAUGCUGUGUGGAACUCAUCAGUCGGAAACCGUUGCGUCGGGGACAGUUGCUGCAUCUCGUUCUGGAGGUUAAGGAUAAUGGGUCGCCGCCUCUGAUCAGCUAUCGGCGGAUACUCAUUCAGACAACGAACGAGAAACUAUUAGGUGGGGGAAAUGGUGCGGAUGCUAUUGGCGAUGCCAUGUUGGCUGUGGUCUAGGGGGUAUGGAUGAAAGCUUUUAGUUGGCAUAACGAUCCUCAGCGGGCCCCAAUGCCUCUGAGUCCUUUAGCCGCCGUGUUCGACAAAAGGAGUAGUAGUGAUAUCUUCUCCCAG